AUGAGACACCACCAUCUGGACCCCGAUUACCGCGGCCUGCCCUUGGAUUUCUCCGACUCUGACUCCGAGAAAACACUCACCAUGGAAUCCGACGACGACAAAACAACGGACAUGGACAUCUCCGAGUCCGACCUGGCAUCCUCCGGCCUGGCAAUCCCCCGGAUGAAAUUCCCCAGCCGGGAACCUGCCGCCCUGGAACCCCCCGCCCUGGAAGACCCUGUGCAUCAGGAGGCGAUGAUGGUACCGUUCGUCUCCGGCCUCAGUCUCCUCAUCGAACGAGUCAAGUCCAAUAUGUUCAACUCGGCACGCCUCAUGUUGGCGGACGCCGAACAGUCGACACUCAGUGAGGAAAUCAUCAGAGUGACCAACCAAUACUCCACCCUCGAACACCAUCCAGCCUGGAUCGACAGGCUCACCAGGGGAUUCCGCCACCCGACACUGGCAUUGACCCUGAGCCUCGCACCGCACAUCUCCGAAAACGCCUGGACGUCUGGGGGCUGGGUACAACAGGUUCUAGAGCUUGUCAAACGUCGCAAAGAUAACGGUGUGGAGGAAUUUGGGGAACAAAUGCUCGAGCGAGAAGUCAUGGUCAUGCGGAAGCUGUAG
Anthostomella pinea is the source of this 606-nucleotide messenger RNA. NCBI's taxonomy places the organism in Eukaryota, Fungi, Ascomycota, Sordariomycetes, Xylariales, Xylariaceae. The record is from the annotation of a GenBank genome assembly.